AGCCUCCCAUCAUUUAUUUUUCCUUCUCUACUUUUCUGUUUCCUUCAACAUUUCCAUUUUCUUUCCCUCACUCCCCCUCUUCUUCCUCUCAUCAAAUCCCAUUCCUUGAAAUUAGAGAGAAAUAAAAGAAGUUGUAAAUUCUAACACAAAUUCCCCAAUUUCCCUUUUCCAUGGUGUUUUUGCAGAGAAGUGGAGUUUUGUCUGUGCCUUUUUGGCGUAAAAUGCCAAAUGGUGUGUAUGUGUGAGUCAUCUCAUCUGGGUUGAAGAAGAAGAAGAAGAAGAAGAAGAAGAAGAAGCUGUCCUCGUUCUCUCUCUGUCGCUCUCUCUAUUUCCUCUUGGGUGUUGAGAGAUUGAGAUUUUUUCUUGAAGAAGGGAAGGGGUUGUUUCAGAAGUUCUUGAGAUUUCUGGGUUGUUCUUGAAAUACUGUUUGGUUUUCAGAGUGAUGCCUUCUUCUGAAGGUGUCCAACAAUGGCGAAUCUCGUUCCUGGUGUGCUUCUCAAGCUGCUGCAGCACAUGAACACGGAUGUGAAGGUUGCUGGAGAGCACAGGUCGGCGCUGUUGCAGGUUGUGAGCAUAGUUCCGGCACUGGCCGGCGGAGAUCUUUCCCCGAAUCAAGGUUUUUAUCUCAAAGUCUCUGAUUCUUCUCAUGCCACGUAUGUGUCACUCCCUGAUGAACAUGGUGAUCUGAUUCUUAGUGACAAGAUUCAGUUGGGUCAGUUUAUUCAUGUCGAACGGCUUGAGGCUGCUUCCCCGGUCCCCAUUCUUCACGGCGUUCGACCAGUGCCCGGUCGACACCCCUGUGUGGGGAGCCCUGAGGAUAUUGUUGCUACUCAUUCUCCUGGAUUUCUUAACAAUAAUCCUCAUUUAAAACCUUCAGAUAAAUCAAAACCGACCCCGAAAGUUUUAGGCCUUGCCAUUGUUGGGGAGAAGGAGAAAUCUGUGCCUGUGAGACUCAAUGGCAGUGCUAAGGAGGAUAAGAUUGACAGGAGAGCCUCACCCUUGAGUAGAUCCAAGUCUCAGUCGUCAAAACUGACUGUGAAUAUAGAUGUGAAGAAGGAGCCUCUGACGAGAUUAAAGUCAUUGAAUUCGCGGUCGAUACCCGGGUCUCCGACGAGUUGUUAUUCAUUGCCUUCUUCGUUUGAGAAGUUUGCCAACAGCAUUAAGCAGCAGGGGAAGGUUAAGGGAUUGGCUAAUGGAACAGCUAAGGUAGGAGUGGUUGAAAAGUCGAAUUCUGUUCGUUCUGCCAGUCCUGUUGCGAAGAAGAUGGGAGUGGGACAUCAGAUCAAACAUUUAGUUCAGGGCAUUGAGGUUGGAGCCAAGGCUCUGAGGAAGAGUUGGGAAGGGAAUAUGGAGACAAAAAGAAGAGACAAUUCAAUGUUAAGAGCAAGCAAACUUGAUCCAAAGCCCGAAAUUCGGGUUACUACUCCUAGAAGAAGUACAUCAAGUGACAAGUUACCAUCGAGAGAGGAGAAUAAGAUUCAGGUACCUGCAAAGUCAUCAAAAGAUGACCAUAACGUGCAUACGUCUUCGAGGAAGGUUGCUAAUGGCGCUUUAGGUGAUCUGGAAAGGUCUAAUAGGCAAAAAUCUUCCAGUGGAAAGAAAUCCUCAAGUGAUGCAGCUGGAUUCCCCGGAAACUUGGUGAAAAUUCCUCUUAGUCAUAAAAGAUUGACCGAAGGUAGUGUUUCAUGGGCUUCACUUCCACCAUCUCUUGCCAAGCUUGGAAAGGAAGUAAUGAGGCACAGAGAUGCUGCACAAGCAGCAGCAAUAGAGGCUAUGCAGGAAGCUUCAGCCGCAGAAAGUGUACUACGGUGUUUAAGUAUAUUUUCCGAGUUAAACUCCGCUGCUAAGGAAGAUAAUCCGCAGCCUGCAGUAGAACAGUUUUUGACUCUUCAUGCUAGCUUAACCAAUGCUCACAUGGUGGCUGAAUCGCUUUCGAAAACCGGUCCCUCUGGUUCGAGCAACGAGAGUGAAGAAACCCCAUCAGAAGAAACAAUGAAGGUCACGUCAAUGGCUAGAAAACAGGCAUCUGCUUGGGUCCAGGCUGCUUUAGCCACCAACCUCUCGUCUUUUACAGUUUACAGCCGCGAACCUCCCUCGGUGCUAAAUCUGACCUUAUCACUACCUCAAAACCAAAAGAAUGCAUCUGGUAAUCAGCCUAUAUUAGUUUUAGAAAACUCAUCUAAGAACAGCUCUGCGAAACCCCAAGGGAAGGUCCGCCAGAUGAUGAGCUCUAGACCUAUUGGAUCAGGAGGAAUUCCCAGUCGAACGAAGGAAGGAGCAACACUGGGUCCAAAGGCACAGGUUCAACCUCCACCAGAAUGGAUCAGAGGAAAUGGCCUCGACGAAGCGGUUGACUUGUCUGAAAUGUUACAGCUGCAAUCCCAGGACUGGUUCUUGACAUUCAUGGAAAGGUUCUUGGAUGUGGGCGUCGAUGCUGCAGCAUUGUCGGAUAAUGGACAAAUAGCAGGAAUACUAACUCAGCUGAAGAGUGUAAACGACUGGUUGGAUAGCAUAGCAUCUAGCAAGGACGAAGGAGACACCACACACUUUUCGACUGAGACAAUCGACAGGCUGAGGAAGAAGAUCUACGAGUAUCUUCUCAUGCACGUCGAGUCCGCAGCCGCUGCACUCGGUGGGGGAUCACAGUCACUGCCACAGCAGAUACAGGCAACCGAAACAAAACCAAGAAGGUAACUAUUCAAACUUGAUAUUGGUUUCAUCCUAACAUGGAUUCUUCGGCACGCACCGGGUUUGGUCUCGAGAACUAAAUCAUGUACAUAGCUUCUGCAUCGGUUCGCGUCAUAGACGAAAAAGUGGCUGUUACUGGUAAGGAAGGAGUUAGCUUACCAUUACCAUUACUCUCUUUUCUUCUAUUAAUUUAUGGAAUUUGAUUACUGAAAUUAUACAAACCUGGGUUUGUUCAGUUCAUCUUUACACAUAUAGUCAAUUGUACAUUCUGUUGUUAGUGAGAGAGACUGCAUAUUGACGUUUCUGAAGAAGCAGAUAAUUUAUUCUAUUUGUUUUUCUACCUCAGAAAUACUUUUUUUUUUUCCUUUUCUUUUGAAUUCAACAAAUGUGGGGGCGGACGGGUGAGAUGGGGAGAAACCUUUAACCUUAAGAAGGUAAUAUGUGUCUUAUCUACUGAGUUAUGUUCGGAUUUGUGGUGUCUCUUUGAUUUAUUCUACUGACCUAUGCUCAUAUUUA
Molecule: messenger RNA, 3204 nt
Organism: Momordica charantia (bitter melon)
Lineage: Eukaryota; Viridiplantae; Streptophyta; Magnoliopsida; Cucurbitales; Cucurbitaceae
Product: GPI-anchored adhesin-like protein, putative (DUF936)
Source: RefSeq, a predicted model, not a curated record